AUGAUCUUUCUCUUUCUCCGUGUUUCCCUCUCUCUUCCUCCCUCCUUCUCUCUCCCUCUCCCUCCCUCUCUCCCUCUCUCUCACUCUCUAUCUAUCUAUCUGUCUAUCUAUCUACCUAUCUCACUCUCUUUCUCUAGUGUUAUUAGUCCUGUUUUUUUUUUCUUUCGUUACUGGUCAUCCCGUUUUCCUCUCCUGAGCCAAAUAAAUUGUUAUUCUUUCCUCUUUCUCUCUUUCUUCUAUUCUCUUUAUUUAUCUUUCUUUUUCUCUUUCUCUCACUAUCGUGUUAUUUCUUUCUCGCCUUGUAUCUCUUUCUAUUUUGUUAUCUCUUUCUUUCCCUCUCUUUCAAUCUCUUUCUUCGUCUCUAUAUAUCUUAAUAUCUAUUUAUCUUUUUUUCUCUUUCUCUCUCUCUUUCUCUUGCUGUCUAUCUGGGAAUUCAGAAUAUUCUAUUUACUUUCUCCCUAUGCCUGUAAGAGAAUCAUUGCUUUAUAUUCUUUUCUCGCUUCCUUUUCAUAUCUUUUGAACUUUUAUUCCUACUCCUUAUUUCUCUCUCUCUCUCUCUCUCUCUCUCGUUCUUUCUUCCCGUCUUUCUUUAUUUCUCUCUUUCUCUUUUGCUAUCUAUCGCUUUUUCUUUAUACUUUUAAGAGAAAGGUGUGUUACUUGUUUUAUUCUUCUUAUGACACUUUCCUUAUUUUCAUUUUAUCUCCUCUUCUUCCUUUUUCUCUUUCCUCAUCUGGACGAAUGAUUUUUUUAUUCCCUUUUUCUUCUUUUCGUUCUUGCUUAUCCAUCCUUCCGAAUUUAUUCUCUUUUUCUUUUGCUACGUUCAUAUCUUUAUUCUCGUUUAUUCCAUUUUAUUCUCGUUUUACCUGUUCUUCUUUUUUUCUCCCAUUUCUCUUCAUAUUUUAUCCAUUUAUCCGGAUUUUGCUCUUUUAUUCUCUCUCUCUCUCUCUCUCUCUCUCUCUCUCUCUCUCUCUCUCUAUUCUCCAUCUCUUUUUAUUUUCUCUCCUUUUACGCUCUUAUUGUAUAUCUCUUUUUUUCAUCUUAUUCAUUUUUUUAUCCUCUCCUUUUUUCCUCUGCAUUUACAUCCUUUUUUCCCAAUCAUUGCCUCUUUUAUUUUUCAAAUAUAUUUAUUUCUUAAUUGGUUUCUAG
Acanthosepion pharaonis is the source of this 1146-nucleotide messenger RNA. The record is from the annotation of a GenBank genome assembly. Lineage: Eukaryota; Metazoa; Mollusca; Cephalopoda; Sepiida; Sepiidae.